Molecule: messenger RNA, 1325 nt
Organism: Nicrophorus vespilloides
Lineage: Eukaryota; Metazoa; Arthropoda; Insecta; Coleoptera; Silphidae
Product: protein pelota
Exons: 5
Coding region: 143-1300 (385 amino acids)
Biological process (GO): RNA surveillance; nuclear-transcribed mRNA catabolic process, non-stop decay; nuclear-transcribed mRNA catabolic process, no-go decay
Cellular component (GO): cytoplasm
Source: RefSeq, a predicted model, not a curated record
UUCGACCUGAAGUUGCCUUCAAUCGUGGUGGUGGGAGACAGAAAAUUGAAGAUUGAAGAAGAGAACUGUCAAGCGUAUAGAUUAUGACGUACCAGUGCAGAUUUUAUUUGUGUUUAGAAGAGUUUAGAAAGCUAACGUCGAAAUGAAGCUGGUUCAUAAAUAUGUGGAUCGCGAUGGCAAAGGGGAUAUGAGUUUUAUACCUGAGGAGAUGGAUGAUAUUUGGCACGCAUACAAUUUGAUAACAGAAGGUGAUGUGGUGCGAGCUUCGACUGUUCGAAAGGUGAAUUUGGAGUCGAGCACUGGAUCGGGUACGACGUUCCGUACAAGGACCACUCUUACUGUAUCAGUGGAGAGCAUCGAUUAUGAUGCGCAAGGGUGCAAGCUGCGUGUGAAGGGGCGCAACAUGGAAGAGAACGAGUACGUGAAAAUGGGAUGUUACCAUACGCUCGAUUUGGUGCUGAACAGGAAGUUUACGUUGAUGAAAAUGCAUUGGGAUUCUGUGGCGUUGGAGAGGGUGGAGAUAGCCUGCAAUCCUACACAGAGUGCCGAUGUUGCAGCUGUGAUCAUGCAGGAGGGAUUGGCGUUUGUCUGUCUGAUCACCUCGAACAUGACUUUGAUGAGGACCAAAAUCGAUGUGAGCAUCCCGAGGAAGAGGAAAGGCUUUGUGCAGCAAUACGAGAAGGGAAUCUCAAAGUUCUACGAUACCAUCAUUCAGGCCAUCCUCAGGCACGUCAAUUUCGAUGUGGUCAAAUGUGUGCUGGUCGCAUCGCCCGGUUUCGUGAAGGAUCAAUUUCACGAGUACAUGAUCCAGCAGGCGAUCAAAACGGACAACAAGGUGAUUUUAGAUAAUAAAGCGAAGUUCAUGCUGAUACAUUCGACAACCGGCUUCAAACAUUCUCUGCAAGAUGUUCUUCAGGAUCCUGCCGUGGUCAACAAAAUCGCCGACACGAAGGCCGCCGGUGAAGUGAAAGCCUUGGAGCAGUUCUACACGACGCUUCAAUGCGAACCGGCCAAAGCCUUCUACGGCAAGAAACACAUCGAGGCGGCCAACGAGUCUCAGGCCAUCGAAACUCUCUUAAUCUCCGACAGUCUAUUCAGAUCUCAGGAUGUCAAUUUGCGAAAGGAAUACGUGAAGAUCGUAGAUAGCGUGCGUGAAUCGGGUGGAGACGUCAAGAUAUUCUCCUCGUUGCACCCGUCCGGAGAACGUUUGGAACAGUUGACUGGAUUGGCUGCAAUAUUGAGGUUUCCGAUGCCCGAGUUGGAUGAGGACGAUGAGGAGGAUAGCGAAACCGAAGAAUAGGCGAAUUAAAUUUAUAUAUAUAUAA